This is a messenger RNA of Schistosoma bovis, 279 nucleotides long. NCBI's taxonomy places the organism in Eukaryota, Metazoa, Platyhelminthes, Trematoda, Strigeidida, Schistosomatidae. The record is from the annotation of a GenBank genome assembly.
AUGUCAUCUGAUGGUAGUUUAGGUGGUUACUUUCUGUUGUCAGUCACUGGACAGAUUGAAAAGGCUGACUUUCCACUCCAUGACUAUAUAUGGUGCAAGUACUGCUUCGCAACUGGUCAAGACUGGACCAAAUUAACCGGCCUCGAUGAAGGGAUGACUCAAACUUCUAUUAAAGGUGUUGGUUGCAAUGAUCAGAACAAUUUCAACUUUCCAAUUGACAUUUCAUGGAAGUCUACAAACCCAUUCGGUUGUACGUUAUUUCAUGUUUCUGAAUUUUAA